Molecule: messenger RNA, 1548 nt
Organism: Penicillium arizonense
Lineage: Eukaryota; Fungi; Ascomycota; Eurotiomycetes; Eurotiales; Aspergillaceae
Exons: 1
Coding region: 1-1548 (515 amino acids)
Source: RefSeq, a predicted model, not a curated record
AUGCCUUCACAAGAAAUCGAAGUUCUAUCAGCUUUCAGCCUUCUGUGCAAUACCCCCAGUGAAAUCAUUCAGAAUCACCGUGAGCUGGCGACCAAAACGAUAAGGCAUAUUGUGAAGAUUCUUGACACUUCAGCGAAUAUCGAUACUCUCGUUAACGCUGUUGAAUGCGGAGUGGCCCAUUCGCCGCCAGAGACCAUCCCCGAUGCUGAAAUCAGCCACCUGUCCUCAACAACAGAUCGUCCAUUACAGCAUACUGAUGCUCAGAACCCGUUAAAUUUUCAGCGUCCCGUUAUUACCUCUGCCAUCCCACCCAGUCACGACAUUUCCCGGAAGCGAAAGAGGGACACACUUGAAAACAGUCGUUCGGUUCAACUAUUGCAGAGGGUAAAGCAAAACCUUUCUCAUAUUUUGGAGUUCUCUAAGGAACAAGUAUCUCUGUCUGAGAUCUUACAAGACGAGCAAGAAACUCAAUAUCGGGAUAAGAGAGUCGACCAUCUGAAGCAGGUUGAUGGCAACAAAACUCCAAGCAAUGAGCAAAAGCUUCUGAAAGGUCUGAGUCAGAUUUCACUCGCUCAACAAUUCACCGCAUGGGAGCGCAAACGGGGAUGGAAGGCCAAGGUCGACGAGUUAUAUGACAACCUCCAACAAGCUUCCACUAAUUCCAAAUACCAACAUAUCGGAAACAAACGGUCCGGCAAGAUAAUCCGGUAUAUCAGAGAUUAUGGCUAUCCGAAAUCAGAUCACAACGUGCUGAAAAAAGGAAUCAGCAGGGGUGUUAACCAAUUGUUAUUUGAGAGACUCACGAGUGAUGCAUUUAAGGAUCACGAAGGUCACCCAGCAGUCCAGGGAGUAGUCGCGAUGGUCACGAUAUUUGAAUACGGUCAAUUUCAAUGCUUGAAGCUCUCAGAUUUGCCACAAAUCAUUGCGCUUCUGCUGGGAGAAAAAGAAAUAGUAUUCGAGGACGCAGCCAAGGACAUCUCGGUGUGGUUCAAGCACAUAAGUUCUGACUUCCAAUUGAUUUCCCGAAAUCCAGGGAGACCUAUGCAGAAUGUUCAAGCUCAAAACAAUCACACACAACCUCUUUUGACUGCUGUGGAGGCAGACACCUAUUCUUCUGACCAGAAUAACGCUCGUUCCUCGGAAGCCCAUGCACAGAGCUUCCAAUCUAAUGGCACGGUCUUUCCAAGGAUGAGCCCUCACGAACUCUCCUCAUUCUCAACCGUUCCUCAAAAUGGCCACGAUGCCCUAAAGCAACAUGCCUCAUUUCCCGCAGUCCGGUUCGAUGAUCCAGCCCCCGUAUCAACUCAGAGUACAGCUACUCACGAAUUGGCUGAAUUCUCCACGGUUCCAAAUCAUGUUACACACGAUUACACUGGACUCUCAUUUCCAGAUAUUAUUCCCCACGAGCUCGCUUCGAUUUCCACAAACCCGGCCAGGACAACACCCAAUUCUUUGUUCGGAUCGGCACAACAUUCGGAAUUUCAAUUUGAUAUACAAAAUACGCUUUCUCAUCUCCCUUUGGAUUCAAAUACCACGCGCAUGAUCUAG